AUGCCGUGUAAACUGACCAUAGACACUGGAGCCUCUCGUACGGUUGUUAGUUCCCAACUUAUAAGUCAGUUCCUUGGGGACUCCGCAUACAACCGAGAACGCAUUAAUUUAUUAACAGCCAUCGGUCAGCGUAUACCCGUCCGUGGAGAGAAGGAGAUGGAGUUGAAACUAGACAACGUGAUCUACCUGCAUAAUGUCAUCGUGGCUGAUAUAAUGGACGACUGCAUCCUGGGCCUAGACUUUAUGAGGAAUAACUGUUGUGAGAUCGACGUUAAGCAAGGUGUUUUGAAAUGUGGACAGGAGGAACUUUUUAUGGAAGGUGCGUUACCAGGGAAUGUGUACAGUAUUAAGAAGAUUGUUCUUCCACCGAGAUCGGAAACGAUUGUUCCGGUUAGUCUUCCUCAAAACGUUGGGCAAGUUCAUCGUUGUGUACUUGUGGAAAGGGUAAACAAUGACCUUCCAUGGAAAGUAGCUCGAACCUUGGUCAGAACCACUGACGUCUCAGGAGUACGUGUGCUGAACCUUUGUGACCGGGAACAGAGAAAAAGGCACGCUGGUUGGUACUUGUGA
This is a messenger RNA of Parnassius apollo (apollo), 570 nucleotides long. Lineage: Eukaryota; Metazoa; Arthropoda; Insecta; Lepidoptera; Papilionidae. The record is from the annotation of a GenBank genome assembly.